CUGGACGCCUGAUCGAGCCCACGCGGCCGAUCUGGCGUGCUCAGGGCUCACACACCGACAAUGACCACACUACCCAACAUGCAGCCAUCGCUGCACGCUGAUACCAUCACGUAUGCUAUAAAGUCCUAGCUUUAGUUUCAUUGCCAGCAGCAGGUCCAACCCGCUGUCGUCGAACGCGUUCCACAGCUUUCGUACAGUUUGCACGGCUAUGGCGUCCUCUGCAGCACUCACGACGACGCACCUGCCCACACUGCGGGCUCUGCUAGACGAAUGGAGCGCGAAGCAACCCCCCGCGAACCCGUUCGCGUCUCCCACGCAAGACAUGGCGAACCGACUGUCUGAUGAGAAGGCUGGCGAGCUGCAUGGCAAGGACAUCAUUGUCGCGUUCAGGACCCGUCCGCCGCUUCCCAACGAGGCAGAGGAGAAGUUCCACGCGUCCGAGAGCAAGGAGAGCGCACCAGUUGAAGGCCAAGGCACGGAGGGGGGCGAGGAGAAGGGCGAGGUCGUUGCUGAGGCAGUCACGAAGGUGGAGUUCUGCUCUGGGGUCACAGCAACCAGUGCGGAACCGGGGACUUUCGUCGCGCAUGUGCCGGGAUUCAAGUGGUCCGGACCUACGCUUACGCACAAAUCGUACGAGGCAGACCUCGCCUUUGGAUCCACUACGGAUAAUGACGAGGUUUAUCAGCGCACGGUCAUCGCGAAUGAUAUGGUUCCGCUCGCCUUGUCCUCAGGUAUCGCUUGCAUCCUCGCUUAUGGCCAGACCGGCUCGGGCAAGACUUACACCAUGGAAGCCCUCGAACACUGCAUCGCGCGAGACAUCUUCGUAGCUGCGAGGCACGUCGGCGCGCGUCUUCUGCACACCGAGGAGCAGGCCAAGGCGGCGUCCGAGCAUGCCGACCCGUCCGAAGAGCUCAAGCCCGAGGGCGUCUUCGAGUUCAGCGUCACCUUCCUCGAGCUCCUUGGCAAGCGCGCGGUGGACCUGCUCGAGCCUGCCGAGGGCCUUCCGGUGGAUGCGCAGGGGAAUGCGACGCGCAAGGAGGUGCCGAUCCACGAGGACAAGAACGGGGACGUGCGGCCGCGCUUGAUCUCGCGUGUGGUUGACUCUGCGGAGCAGCUGGACGAGCUCAUUACGACUGCUUUGGCACACAGGCGUACAUCCGUCACACUUCGCAAUGCAACGUCGAGUCGCAGCCAUGCCGUGCUCACCAUUAGGGUGGUCAAUAAGCUCAUGCCGUUUGCUGAGCCUGGACAGCUUUUGCUAGUCGAUCUUGCCGGAAGCGAGAGGUAUGAAGAUUCCAAGGCUCAUGACAAGCAACGCAUGCUUGAGUCCAGGGAGAAUAACAACAGUUUGAUGAGCCUGAAGGAGUGUGUCCGAGCCAAGGCGAAAAUGGCUACUGAGGAAGGCUUUGUGCACAUCCCCUGGCGCAGCAACAAACUCACUAUGCUCCUGAAGCCUAUCUUCGACAUCGAGUCCCGCCAACCCUCAAAGACGCUGAUCAUCGCCCACGUCUCGCCGCACAUCCAAGACACGGUCCACAGCGUGAACACGCUCUCGUACGCCGCGCCCUUCAAGACCUCCCCGCCCAGGCCCCGCGGCCCCGCACCGUACGACGCCGCCGACCCGCGGACGUGGGACCACGCGCAGACCGCCGCCUGGCUCACGCAGGCGUUCACGAAGCGCCAACGCGCGCGCGUCGCGAACGCGCACAAGUUGCGCGCGGAGCGGGCCGCGAAGGACGGCACGAAGGUCGCGCCACCGCCCGACACCGGCGCGCCGCUCGCGCUCGUCGUCGACGUCGGCCGACUGUGCCCCCCGGGUAUGACCGCACGGCACUUUGGCCAGCUGUACACGACCGAGUUCGUGCAGCGCACGCUCGCGUGUGCGCACCUUAGUGGCAGCGGCAGUAACCGCGAGUUCACCCCGAGCGUCGUGAAGAACAUGGCCGCCGAGGUCGGCGGGGCGCUCACCUACCUGAUCCUGACCGCCAAGACACGCAAGCGCCGGGCGAUCAUGCAGAGCCGGAAGGUGAUGGACCUCGACGCAUACGGGACCACACCGUACACAACGGUCCCGGGCACGAGCGUGCGCAUGCCCGAGGCGGGCUCGCCGGAACACAGCCUCUUCUCGCGCUGGACGAACGAGCAGUUCCUCGCGGCCGCGCAGCGCCGCGGGCCGCACUGGUUCGAGGAGCUCAACGCCGCGGUCAUCAAGGCCCGCGAAGAGAAGAGGAGCACGGACAGGGCAGAGCUCGACACGCUCUUCCGGAUGAUGGAGGAGGAGUACCCGGCGAGCGGUGACGCUCCGGCCGCUUGAGCUUGACUGCUGGGCCCGGAAGUUGGGAGGGGCCCCGUCUGAUCGAUCUGUGUUUGUUGGGCGCAUGUGUUGGAUGUAGUAAGCAGACGGCUGUAAGAGUAGAAGAGAUUGGCUGGUUUGGAGAUGCAACUUGGUUAUAAACGUGU
This is a messenger RNA of Phanerochaete carnosa HHB-10118-sp, 2460 nucleotides long. RefSeq lists its product as uncharacterized. Gene Ontology annotation, biological process: microtubule-based movement. NCBI's taxonomy places the organism in Eukaryota, Fungi, Basidiomycota, Agaricomycetes, Polyporales, Phanerochaetaceae. The transcript has 7 exons. Bases 209 to 2314 code for a protein of 701 amino acids. Gene Ontology annotation, molecular function: ATP binding; ATP hydrolysis activity; microtubule motor activity. The record is from RefSeq and is a predicted model, not a curated record. Gene Ontology annotation, cellular component: centrosome; spindle; microtubule.